AUGCAAGCCAAGGCAAAGGAGAUCGCGAAGGAAGCGUUCGAGAAGGCGAAGAAGGAAGCGAAGGACCCGGAGAAUCAGAAGAAAGCGGCCAUGUUAGCGGCGGAGCAGAUCGGAACGAUGGCUGUGAACGCCCUGGUGCCCGGAAGCGCGCACGUGAUUGGCAAUGCGAAAAAGGCGAAGUAUUUUAAGGAGCAGAUCUGGCCCAUCAUCAAAGCGGAGGUCCAGAAGCUCGAGGACGAGGCGACGGCGGAGCGCCAGAAGCACUACCAGGCGAUUAAGACGCCGCCCCAGACUCCCAAGGGCAAGAAAGGCGGCAAGUGA
This is a messenger RNA of Closterium sp. Yama58-4, 321 nucleotides long. Lineage: Eukaryota; Viridiplantae; Streptophyta; Zygnematophyceae; Desmidiales; Closteriaceae. The record is from the annotation of a GenBank genome assembly.